AUGUCUAAGAAGCGUAAGUUAGAAGAUUAUGAAACAGUGAAGCUAACAAAAGAAUGUAGUGCCAUUAUCAAGAGACAAUUACCAGAAAACUUGAAAGAUCUGGGAAGUUUUACAAUUCCAUGUGUUACUGGUGAACUACAUAGUGAGAAGGCCUUGUGUGAUUUGGGUGCUAGUAUCAAUCUAAUGUCUCUCUCUAUCUUUCGGAAACUCAAUCUUGGAGAUUUCACACCAACUACUAUUUCCUUACAAUUGGCGUAUCGUUCUUUGACGUAUCCUAGAGGUAUCAUUGAAGAUGUUCUAGUGAAGAUUGAUAGAUUCAUUUUUCUGGUUGAUUUUGUUGUGCUUAACAUGGAGGAAGACCAUGAAAUUCUGAUAAUCUUGGGAAAACCUUUUCUAGCAACCGCAAAAGCUUUGAUUAAUGUACAUGAUGGUAACUUGACUCUAAUGGGUGAAUGGCGAAGAAGUAAAGUUCAACUUUAG
Messenger RNA from Humulus lupulus (European hop), 480 nucleotides. RefSeq lists its product as uncharacterized. The record is from RefSeq and is a predicted model, not a curated record. Lineage: Eukaryota; Viridiplantae; Streptophyta; Magnoliopsida; Rosales; Cannabaceae. Bases 1 to 480 code for a protein of 159 amino acids. The transcript has a single exon.